ACCAGUCGUGUCGUCUACCGGCAAGAUGUACGUUAACACGGUGCUGGCGCUCGUCAUACUGGCGACCACAAUCGCAGCGUAUACUUCAGCAGAAUCGGAUGAAGAAAUAGAAGAACGAAAAGAUAGAAGAAUAGUGAAGCGAGAUGCAGCAGUAAUCAUAGAUCAUAUUCCCGUCCAACAAGUGUAUAGAAGCGACACCCCCGUUAUAUACAGGCGAAUCACUAGACGGCGAUACACUCCAAAACCUAAGUACGGCCCACCGAAAUCUAAAUACAGAUCUGUGAAACCUAGAAAACCUUACAAGAAAACCAAAAAACCCAGCAUAAAAUAUGGCCCACCGAGUCGCAAAAAGCGACCGACGAAACCGAGGUAUGGUCCACCGAAAGUAAACCGCAAACCUAUUUAUGGUCCACCCAAGAAACCCUCGUAUAGCUACGAACCUGAUUCCUACUGGAAUUACGAGGACGCUCCUAACUACGAGCAGAGCUACGAAAAGCCAAGCAGCUUCGGUGAGCCUCCAGUGGAAUAUGGCGCGCCAUACGCUAGCCCCAGUAACAUUUACACACAAAAAUACAAGCAACACAACUAUGAUGGUACAAACUAUAAUGGCGAUGAUAAUUUUGGGGUAGAAGACGAGAGUGAAAGUUACAAUAAUUAUAGUCCAGAGUCUGAUUACAACUUCGCUCAUACCAAAGAGAAGCCUGUAUACGUUAAACCAGAAUAUAUUGACGACUACGCAACUGAAGAUAUAGAUCCAGAUCUGCUGAGGAUAAUCAAAAGCACCACUAAGCCUGAAAAGAGGAAACCUUACAAGAAACAGAGAAAACCUUGGAGACCAACAACGACCACUCCAAGCCCCGAAGAAGAUGAUGAGGUGAUAGUUGGAGGCCAAUAUGCUGAACCGCCAGGCAGAUACGUUCCUAAGUUUGCGAGUGACCCUAAUUUUGAUGACAGUGACUUUUCGCCGAUGCAUUUCUAUAUGAAUCCAGAUAGAGUAUCGACUAUGUCAUCAUAUGUUAAUUAUAAGAAUAGCAAUAUGGCUUUCAGUCCUCAAAACUUAAACGAUGCAUUUAGUAUAGUAGAGAAAUAAAAGGGUGUAAACUUAAGUGCAUACCAAAUGUUGAACAUUUUAUUGUUACCUGUCAGAUAUGUAGUGUACUCGUACCAGUUCCAGUAAAAAGCAACUAUCACAAAAGUUUCUUUUUACAGUAAUAAAGACAUAAUCACGAGUUGGGACAGUAAA
Aricia agestis (brown argus) is the source of this 1243-nucleotide messenger RNA. Its product is annotated as adhesive plaque matrix protein-like. NCBI's taxonomy places the organism in Eukaryota, Metazoa, Arthropoda, Insecta, Lepidoptera, Lycaenidae. The coding region runs from base 26 to 1090 and encodes 354 amino acids. The record is from RefSeq and is a predicted model, not a curated record. The transcript is spliced from 2 exons.